AUGUUGGACGGCGGGUUAGGUAAAUUGCAGAAGAAGAUGCGGGGGAGGUUUAAUGAUAUGUUGACACCGGAGGACGCUUUUUUGAGCUUGACGAGAGAAGAUAUGCAAACUCUCAAGAAUGACUGGCUCACGGAUAAUAUCAUUUCAUUUUGGGAGGAAUAUCUUGAGCAUGAAUUUCUCACCAAAUACCAAUCCUCCAACAUCAUCCUCCUCCGACCCAGCAUGUCCUUCAUGCUCGCUCAAACUCGCGAUCCUCGGACCCUCCGUGAGGCCCUCCCUGACUUCUCUCGUGCCACCCACGUUUUCCUCCCUAUCAAUGACUGUCGCAAUGUUAUGCAAGCAGAAGGCGGCUCGCAUUGGUCGCUACUACUUAUUUCCGUCGUUGACCGAAUUGCAUUCCACUAUGACUCACUAUACCAAGGGAAUCAGUGGGAGGCUGCAGAUGUGACGAGGAAGUUCGGGGCUUUGUUGAAUGUGCCUAUCAGCUUUAUGCAUCUUCGUGACUCACCCCAGCAGGAUGGUGGCAGUGACUGUGGUGUGUUCGUGUGUCUUAAUAUGCGGCAUCUCCUUCUCAAGCGACUGCUCAUGGCCAGCGCACACGAGAAAGUGAGCAUGAGUCUCGGGGGACGGAAGGUUGAUGCGGCCGGAGGACGCAAGGAGAUGGCGAAGAUCAUCGAGGGAUUCCGCAAAGAAGGCGAGCGACGACGAUCAACCAGUAUGAGCCGGAGCCCCAUGGGCAAAAAGUCCCGGAGUCCACCGCGGAUCGAAUAA
Molecule: messenger RNA, 771 nt
Organism: Penicillium longicatenatum
Lineage: Eukaryota; Fungi; Ascomycota; Eurotiomycetes; Eurotiales; Aspergillaceae
Product: Ulp1 protease family protein
Exons: 6
Coding region: 1-771 (256 amino acids)
Biological process (GO): proteolysis
Molecular function (GO): cysteine-type peptidase activity; deNEDDylase activity
Source: RefSeq, a predicted model, not a curated record